Erpetoichthys calabaricus (reedfish) is the source of this 2091-nucleotide messenger RNA. It is a transcript of the gene txlnba, whose product is annotated as taxilin beta a. Gene Ontology annotation, molecular function: syntaxin binding. The record is from RefSeq and is a predicted model, not a curated record. The transcript has 10 exons. NCBI's taxonomy places the organism in Eukaryota, Metazoa, Chordata, Cladistia, Polypteriformes, Polypteridae. Bases 186 to 2063 code for a protein of 625 amino acids.
UCAGGCGCUUUGCAUUGUACCCACAUGUGUCAAAGCCUCCCCCCUUUCUUGUUGAAAUGCAACAAGUCUCACUGAAGUUAUUUUAGGGGGCUGUUGGGAGCAGCUGCUGUGCCGCUCGUAUCUGCUGUGUCACUGAACACUCUUUAGCACUCUCGGUGUCCGCUCUGAAACAGCUCAUAAGAAAAAUGGAGAACAAUAUGGAGUCUUCAGAGCCUACACCUGUGACGCCAGCUACUCCUGAAGCUAAUGGUCCUGAGAAUGCUUCUCCUCCUGUGAAGGAUACCCAAGACGGUGAGACAAAAUCAUCAACCCAGGAGGCCACGUCCCAAAUUGAGUCAAACGCCAGUGACAUAUCCGAAGAGCUUGAUCAAAAGUUGGAGGAUAUUAUUAAUACGUAUGGGCCGGCUCUGACCUUAAAAGAGGAGGAGGAGGACAAGGCUUGCAAAGAGACAGAGGAUUCAGAUAAAGGGGAGACCGAAGAAGCCAAUGGAGAGCUUCCUCCUGCAGUUCCAGAUGAGAGUGUGGGCAAAGACCAAAAGUCAGAGAAAAAAGUUAUGAAAGGCCUGGGGAAAGAAGCCACACUCCUUAUGCAGAGCUUAAAUAAAUUGAAUACUCCGGAGGAAAAACUGGAAGCUCUUUUCAAGAAAUAUGCAGAGCUGCUUGAAGAGCGCCGGCUUGAGCAGAAACAGCUGACAACCCUUCAAAAGAAGCAGGCCCGGCUAACGAAGGAGAAGGAUCACCUCCAGAAUGAACACAGCAGAGCCGUCCUUGCCCGUAGUAAGCUGGAGAGUCUGUGCAGAGAGCUGCAAAGACACAACAAGACACUCAAGGAGGAAACACUUCAAAGAGUGAGAGAAGAUGAGGAGAAACGGAAGGAGAUGGCCAACCACUUCCAGAGCAACCUAAAUGAGAUUCAGAAUCAGAUUGAGCAGCACAGUGAGAAGAACACCAAGCUGCGGCUGGAAAACUCGGACCUGGCGGAGAAACUCAAAAGUAUCAUAGACCAGUACGAGCUGAGGGAAGAGCAUCUCGACAAAAUAUUCAAGCACCGUGACCUGCAGCAGAAACUGGUGGACACCAAGCUGGAGCAGGCGCAGGUGUUGCUCAAGGAUGCAGAGGAGCGACACACCAGAGAAAAGGAAUAUUUACUGACCCAGGCAGCUGAGUGGAAGCUACAGGCUAACCUUCUGAGAGAGCAGGAGACAGUGAUGAAGGCCCAGCUUUCCCUCUACUCGGAGAAGUUUGAAGAGUUCCAGAAUACAUUGGGCAAGAGCAACGAAGUGUUUGCAAGUUUCAAACAGGAGAUGGAUAAAAUGACAAAGAAAAUGGGGAAGUUAGAAAAAGAAACCACGCUGUGGAGAACUCGCUUUGAGAGCUGCAACAAAGCACUCCUGGAUAUGAUUGAAGAGAGACUCGUCAAGGAUAAGGAGUACGAGUGCUUUGUGUUAAAGAUCCAGCGACUAGAGAAGCUCUGCCGAGCUCUGCAAGAAGAAAGGUCAGUGCUCUACAAGAAAAUUGCAGAAGCACGUGGCCCAAAAUCAAAGAGUAAGGAAGAGGAGCCUGGGGAACCCAUAGAAGAACACCCGGAGCCUCCAAAGACCAACCUGGAAGACCUCAUCGCUGCCUUCAGGAUAUCACACUGCAUUGAUCUUCCUGCGGAGUGCCCUACUGGUGCCCAGGAACCUGCUGAGGCCUGCCAGGCUGCUCUCCAUGAAAUUCCUCAAGAGGAAGGAGCUUCCAGACAGGAGAUACCCAACGUUGAUAACAGUGAGAGAGAAGGAGGAAUCCUUAGCUCUGGUGCUGAAACAAAUGUUUCCAACACCAAAGAGAGUGAGAGCUCAGAAGCACUGCUCAGUAAUAAGAAUCCCGAAGCUGCUGCCACCAAAGAGAAUGAGGCAGCAGCUCCAUCACCUGCUUGCACCAGUGAGAGCAAAGCAGUUGUAAGCGAUGGCGAGAUGGCAACAGGCAAUCAGAAUAAGGAACAAGCCGACUCUCUAAAGCCCACCGAUCCUUUAGAAGAGAGUCACAAUAAGCCCGACGCCGACUUAGAGGGGGUUGAUUAAAGCGCAAAGCAUCAUGCGGUGAAGUUUC